Molecule: messenger RNA, 2342 nt
Organism: Panicum virgatum (switchgrass)
Lineage: Eukaryota; Viridiplantae; Streptophyta; Magnoliopsida; Poales; Poaceae
Product: AAA-ATPase At3g50940-like
Exons: 2
Coding region: 546-1946 (466 amino acids)
Molecular function (GO): ATP binding; ATP hydrolysis activity
Source: RefSeq, a predicted model, not a curated record
CCCUCCCUUAGCAGACAAAUCAAGCAGUACUGGUGUUGUCACGGAAGUUUGGGCCAGAAACGAACCGCCGUAAGUGAUGGGCUUCUAGGAUGCAUGGCCCAUGGGCCUUUCCUGAUUCCUCCUCUUACAUCUUACUAUAGUCUUACCCCAUUUGUCUCCGUCCACCACACGACGAGUUCCAAUUUUGUUAACCCCUCCCAAAACCCACCCGUGAGGCCGUCUCUUGUCCUUUCUAUACUCUUCUCAUCUUCUUGCCCCGGAAGAAAAAAGCUAUUCUGCUCCAGCACAAACGGGGGCGCCGCGUUUGCAAACCUAUCACACCCAUCCAACGAUGCCCUGCCCUAGAUACUCUAGACUAGAUAGCUUCACCUCUGUUUCAACCGCGCAGCCGCCUCCCGCCCUCCAAAGCCAAGCGCGCCCCGAUGCCACCGUCGCCACCAGCCGCGUAACCAACAGCGAGAUCACCCGACGACGACCGCCCUGGGACACAGGAGCAUCGGCGCAGCAGCCAGCCGCCGCUCCACGGCUACAUACCACGACGCGCGAUGUCGUCCUCGAGCGGGAGUUACGAGAAGUACAUCACCGCGGCGGCGUCCGUGGCGGCGACGGCCAUGGUGGUGCGCAGCGUCGUGAGCGAGCUGGUCCCCUACGAGGUCCGCGACCUGCUGUACGCCGCCGGGCGCUACCUCCGGUCCCGCGUCUCCUCGCGCCACACGGUGGUGAUCGACGAGGCCGAGGGCCUCUCCGCCAACCAGAUCUACGACGCCGCGCGCACCUACCUCGCCGCCCGGAUCAGCACCGACAUGCCGCGCCUCCGCGUCAGCCGCGUCGACGAGGCGCAGGGGAUCAUGGUCGGCAUGGAGCAAGGCGAGGAGAUGGUCGACGUCCAUGACGGCGUCGAGUACACCUGGAACCUCGUCUCCCGGGACAACACCCCCAGCGCCACCGCCGCCUCCAGGGCCGCGGGCACCGCUGGCACCGGCGCCAAAACCAGGGGCCGUCUCGAGAUCAAGUCGUUCGAGGUCAGCUUCCACAAGAAGCACAAGGACAAGGCACUCAAAUCGUACCUCCCGCACAUCGUCGCCACGGCCAAGGCCAUGAAGGACCAGCACCGGAGCCUCAAGAUGCACAUGAUCGAGUACGACGCCUGGACAGCCGUCGACCUCCGCCACCCGUCUACCUUCGACACGCUCGCCAUGGACAAGAAGCUGAAACGGUCUGUCAUGGAUGACCUUGAGAGGUUCGUCAAGAGGAAAGACUACUACAGGAGGAUCGGCAGGGCAUGGAAGCGAGGUUACCUGCUCUACGGGCCACCUGGGACCGGCAAGUCAAGCCUGAUCGCCGCAAUGGCGAAUUACCUCAAGUUUGACAUAUAUGAUCUUGAGCUGACCGAGGUCAAAUGCAACUCGGACCUCCGGAGGCUUCUUGUCGGGAUGAGCAACCGAUCCAUCCUUGUGGUUGAAGACAUUGACUGUAGCAUUGAGCUGCAGCAGCGGGAAGACGGUGAGAAGCGUGCCAGGUCCAGUUCUGCAGGAGAAGAAAACGAUGACAAGGUGACGCUAUCUGGGCUGCUCAACUUCGUUGACGGUCUCUGGUCGACAAGCGGGGAGGAGAGGAUCAUCGUUUUCACCACUAAUUACAGGGAGCGGCUUGACCCAGCAUUACUGCGGCCUGGCAGGAUGGACAUGCACAUCCACAUGGGGUACUGCACUGCAGAGUCGUUCCGGAUUCUGGCAAGGAACUACCACUCGGUUGAAAAUCAUGCCAUGUACCCAGAAAUUGAACAGCUGAUAGAGGAGGUAAUGGUCUCACCUGCAGAGGUUGCUGAGCUUCUAAUGAGGAACGAGAACAGUGAUGUUGUGCUCCAGGAUCUCCUUGAGUUCCUCAAAGCAAAGAGGAAAGAAAUUAGUGAGAGCAAGGCUGCAAAUGAGAAUGGAAAUGAAUAGAUGAAGAAAUGUGGCAGAGAGACCAAUGUCUCACGAAAUACAGAGCAAAAGAGGGAUUAAAGAAAGUCAGAAACCGCACAGUGAUGGUUUGAAAUUUUGUGUGCAAUGUAAAUGAGGUAGUAUUAGCCAAGAGUAUUAUUGUUGACUACUGAAAGUUAUGGAGUGCCUUUUUUGUAGUAAUACGGUGCAACUGUACCACCAUUCUUAACAGUUAAUUUAUGAUUCUUGACAUUGUAAUGGAAAUUUAUCUCAGUUCAGAGAAGAGAAAAAUAAAUAACAGAGUCUGCAAUGUUAUUUUACGAUUUCUUGACAUUGUUUCUUGUUAUUCAAGCAUGUGUAUCAACUCUAAUAUACUGUUCCCAAUGGGAUUGUUAAGCUAAGAUUUGGAAGGAUAUU